Messenger RNA from Lacerta agilis (Sand lizard), 582 nucleotides. RefSeq names its product serine protease 55 (gene PRSS55). The record is from RefSeq and is a predicted model, not a curated record. Gene Ontology annotation, molecular function: serine-type endopeptidase activity. NCBI's taxonomy places the organism in Eukaryota, Metazoa, Chordata, Lepidosauria, Squamata, Lacertidae. The transcript is spliced from 2 exons. Bases 1 to 582 code for a protein of 193 amino acids. Gene Ontology annotation, biological process: proteolysis.
AUGGCGCCGCCUCCCCCUCUUCCCUCUGUGCCUGCAGGCGACGAGAACACCAGAGUGCUAAGGAAAGCGGAAAUGUCUCUGGUCAGCGGGGAGACCUGUUCCAAGACCGUACAGGGGCUGACGGAGGGCAUGCUGUGCGCCGUCUCUGACGAAGGAGGGAAGGAGACCUGCAAGGAUGACAGCGGGGCUCCUUUGCUUUGCACUUUCGGGGAAGACAUGAGAUGGUUUGCGGUUGGAAUAGGCAGUCAGGGGGAGGCCUGCGAAGGAAAGGGAAGCCCCGCUAUCUACACUGUGGUUUUCAGCUACCUCGACUGGAUAGAAGCAGUAACGGCCAAGGAAGGGAAACCAUUUAUCCCCGAAGGGGUGGACGUUGCCGUAGCUGAAUCCGAAAUCCCUGCUCCCGGUUUGGCUGAGAUGGAAGAAGUAACGGCUGAGGAAGAAAAACUAGCAAUCCCCGAAGGGGCGGAGGUUGACAUAACUCACCCCGAAAUCCCCGUUCCCGGUUUGGCUGACUCUCCCUUCCUUUCCACCGCCAGUGCUGUUGCUUCUGUUCUGAUGUCGAUACUUUUCCGUUUAUUGUAA